AUGCUUCUCUGCAGAUCUUUAGCGCCUAUCCUUAUCUUAUUAGGGGGUGUCUCGGCCGCAAUAAUCCCCAACAAUGACAGCUUCCUAAAGCCCAACACACAGCAAGUACUCUCCAUCGCCAAAGAGGCAGGCGGCCUACUACCUAACCUGCCGUUGCCGACUAAGCUAGGGCCGGGAAGCAGGACCACGUUCCAGCUUAUUGCCUUUACCGAGCUUGUUGAGGUUGCCUUUUUCAACUCGUUAGUCCAAAACGUCACCAAGGGCAACAAAGGCUAUGAAAUCAACGGACACGUUGAGAACAUCACCAAGAUAUUAACAACUAUACAAGCGCAAGAAAAGCAGCAUGCCAUCGCCGCCGAUACCGCCCUCAAGACUGCCGGCGAGUUCUCACCCACCGCCUGCGAGUACCAGUUCCCGGCCAGCGACCUCGCCGGCGCGAUCCGUCUCGCCUCGACCUUCACCGCCGUCGUGCUCGGCUCGCUGCAGGGCGCCAACGUCGCCUUCGCCAAGGAGAACCUGGCCGUCCCCAUCCAGCUCGUCUCGUCCGUCAUCGGGGAGGAGGCCGAGCAGAACGGCUUCUACCGCCACCUCGUCAAGCAGGUGCCGUCCGAGUCGCCCUUCCUAACGGCCAUACCCGCCGCGUUCAUCUUCUCCGCGCUCCAGCCGUUCAUCGUCCCGGGAUCGUGCCCCUACCCACUAACGAACAUUGACCUGCCGAUCCUGCCGCCGCUCGCGGUCAACGGCGGGCUGAUCGCGACGGUUGAGCCCAAGGAUCAGCGGCUCUCGUUCGCGGCGGACCUGACGGACGCGAAGAACGCGACGGCGUUUGCGGGCUCGGAUGGCGCGGAGCUAUGGCUCACUUACACGACCGGCCAGCAGAAGCCGAUUUCUGUGGCGACUGAUAACGUCAAGUGGAACGAUAAGAAAAUCUCGUUCGAAGCUGAUUUUCCGUUCCAGAAGAAUGUCAUGGUGGGGCUUAGCCACGCUGCACUCACGACGGCAAAAGAUUUUCAAACCGUCGAUGAUAUUGUUGGCUCAACGCUUGCGGCUCCUGCAAUUAUUCAGGUGGAAAAUACGUCGGAUUGCAACAAGCUGGCUGACAUCUAA
This is a messenger RNA of Cordyceps fumosorosea ARSEF 2679, 1107 nucleotides long. RefSeq names its product late sexual development protein. The coding region runs from base 1 to 1107 and encodes 368 amino acids. The transcript has 2 exons. The record is from RefSeq and is a predicted model, not a curated record. NCBI's taxonomy places the organism in Eukaryota, Fungi, Ascomycota, Sordariomycetes, Hypocreales, Cordycipitaceae.